Pteropus alecto (black flying fox) is the source of this 5369-nucleotide messenger RNA. It is a transcript of the gene SRGAP1, whose product is annotated as SLIT-ROBO Rho GTPase activating protein 1. Bases 405 to 3662 code for a protein of 1085 amino acids. Gene Ontology annotation, biological process: signal transduction; negative regulation of cell migration. The transcript is spliced from 22 exons. Lineage: Eukaryota; Metazoa; Chordata; Mammalia; Chiroptera; Pteropodidae. Gene Ontology annotation, molecular function: GTPase activator activity; protein binding. Gene Ontology annotation, cellular component: cytoplasm. The record is from RefSeq and is a predicted model, not a curated record.
CCGGGUGCGGGUUUCUAACAAUGGUGCGAAGCGCCGGCGCGAACCCCGCGUCCGCCCAGCGGUGGUAGAGGAAGUGGCCGGGCUCCGGGUGGGGUGGGCAGGGAGACGCCCCCCCCGUCACUCGCUCGCUGGAGUUUGCCUGCGCGCCGGGCCUCUCCGGCCUCGGGCUUCCCCUCCGGAUCACCGACGGCAGCUCGAGCCGGAGAGUAUGGUGCCAGCGCCCGGGUUAAUCUAGUCCUCGGCUCGCUCCUUUUUUCCUCCUCUCCCUCCUCCUUUACCUCCUGUCGGUGCCGCCUCUGGGUUCCCGGCGUGUGGGAGUACAACUCUCUGCCUCUCCAAGGAGACUGGCUUGUGACCACCUAACCUAACUUGCCCAUUGAAAGCAAACCCAGAACAGCUGGAUAAUGUCCACUCCGAGCAGAUUCAAAAAGGACAAAGAGAUCAUAGCCGAGUAUGAAAGUCAAGUCAAAGAAAUUCGAGCUCAACUGGUAGAACAACAAAAAUGCCUUGAGCAGCAAACGGAGAUGCGAGUUCAGCUUCUCCAGGACCUGCAAGAUUUCUUCCGGAAAAAAGCCGAAAUUGAGACGGAAUAUUCUCGGAACCUAGAGAAGUUAGCAGAAAGGUUCAUGGCAAAAACAAGAAGCACUAAGGAUCAUCAGCAGUACAAGAAAGACCAGAAUUUGUUGUCUCCAGUGAACUGCUGGUAUUUGCUCCUGAACCAAGUGAGGAGAGAAAGCAAAGACCAUGCAACCUUGAGUGACAUCUACCUGAACAAUGUGAUUAUGCGGUUCAUGCAAAUAAGUGAGGAUUCCACCAGGAUGUUUAAAAAGAGCAAAGAGAUUGCAUUUCAACUUCAUGAGGAUUUAAUGAAAGUUCUUAACGAACUGUAUACGGUGAUGAAAACGUACCAUAUGUAUCAUGCAGAGAGCAUCAGUGCAGAAAGUAAGCUGAAAGAGGCUGAGAAACAAGAAGAAAAGCAAAUUGGAAGAUCUGGUGAUCCAGUCUUUCAUAUUAGACUAGAAGAGAGACAUCAGCGACGAAGCUCUGUAAAGAAAAUUGAAAAAAUGAAAGAAAAGAGACAAGCAAAGUAUUCGGAAAAUAAACUAAAAUCGAUAAAGGCACGAAAUGAAUAUCUCCUAACCCUUGAAGCAACCAAUGCCUCAGUUUUCAAGUAUUAUAUUCAUGAUCUUUCAGACUUAAUUGAUUGCUGUGAUCUUGGCUACCAUGCAAGUCUGAACAGAGCCCUAAGAACAUAUCUCUCUGCGGAGUAUAACCUUGAAACCUCCAGACAUGAAGGCUUAGACAUUAUUGAAAAUGCAGUUGACAAUUUGGAGCCCAGAAGUGAUAAGCAGAGAUUCAUGGAGAUGUACCCUGCUGCCUUCUGUCCACCGAUGAAGUUCGAGUUUCAGUCUCACAUGGGUGAUGAGGUAUGUCAGGUCAGUGCUCAACAGCCAGUCCAGGCGGAGCUCAUGCUCAGGUACCAGCAGCUGCAGUCUCGACUGGCUACGCUUAAAAUCGAGAAUGAAGAGGUUAAGAAAACAACUGAAGCCACCUUGCAGACAAUACAAGAUAUGGUCACCAUCGAGGACUAUGAUGUGUCUGAAUGCUUCCAGCAUAGUCGCUCCACAGAGUCUGUGAAGUCUACUGUCUCUGAAACCUACCUGAGUAAGCCCAGCAUCGCCAAGAGAAGAGCGAACCAGCAGGAGACUGAGCAGUUCUACUUCAUGAAACUCAGAGAAUAUUUGGAAGGUAGUAAUCUCAUCACAAAACUUCAAGCCAAACAUGACUUAUUGCAGAGGACUCUUGGAGAAGGUCAUAGAGCUGAAUAUAUGACUACAAGGCCUCCAAAUGUUCCCCCUAAGCCCCAGAAACACAGGAAGUCCAGACCCCGCUCACAGUAUAAUGCUAAGUUGUUUAAUGGGGAUUUGGAAACGUUCGUCAAGGACUCGGGACAGAUUAUACCCCUCAUUGUGGAAAGCUGUAUUCGGUUCAUCAAUCUCUAUGGUCUUCAGCAUCAAGGGAUUUUCAGAGUGUCUGGUUCCCAGGUGGAAGUCAAUGACAUUAAAAAUUCAUUUGAGAGAGGCGAAAACCCUUUGGCUGAUGACCAGAGCAACCACGAUAUUAAUUCAGUUGCUGGCGUUCUGAAGCUCUAUUUCCGUGGGCUGGAAAACCCCCUCUUUCCUAAGGAAAGAUUUAAUGAUCUGAUUUCUUGUAUCAGAAUAGAUAAUCUCUAUGAGAGGGCGCUUCACAUCCGCAAACUCCUCCUGACCUUGCCCAGGUCGGUCCUAAUAGUGAUGAGGUACCUCUUUGCCUUCCUCAAUCAUCUUUCACAGUACAGUGAUGAGAACAUGAUGGACCCUUAUAACUUGGCCAUUUGCUUUGGCCCUACAUUGAUGCCUGUCCCGGAAAUACAGGAUCAAGUAUCCUGCCAGGCUCAUGUGAAUGAAAUUGUCAAAACCAUCAUCAUCCACCAUGAGACUAUUUUCCCAGAUGCUAAAGAGCUGGACGGCCCUGUUUAUGAGAAAUGUAUGGCUGGAGACGACUACUGCGACAGCCCAUACAGUGAGCACGGUACGUUGGAGGAAGUGGAUCAGGACGCUGGUACAGAGCCCCACACCAGUGAAGAUGAAUGUGAGCCAAUAGAAGCCAUAGCCAAGUUUGACUAUGUUGGGCGAUCUGCCAGAGAACUGUCCUUCAAGAAGGGAGCCUCCCUGCUGCUCUAUCACCGCGCAUCCGAGGACUGGUGGGAAGGAAGGCACAAUGGGAUUGACGGGCUUGUGCCUCACCAGUACAUAGUGGUGCAAGAUAUGGAUGAUACAUUUUCAGACACUCUGAGCCAAAAAGCCGACAGUGAGGCCAGCAGUGGGCCAGUCACUGAAGACAAGUCUUCGUCCAAGGACAUGAACUCCCCAACAGACCGUCAUCCUGAUGGCUAUUUGUCCAGACAAAGAAAAAGAGGAGACCCACCCCCUCCAGUAAGGCGUCCUGGCCGGACCAGUGAUGGUCAUUGCCCCCUCCACCCCCCGCAUUCUCUUUCCAACUCCUCAGUUGACCUGGGGUCCCCAAACCUGGCCAGUCACCCCCGGGGCCUGCUGCAGAACCGUGGCCUCAACAAUGACAGUCCGGAGAGGAGGCGCCGGCCUGGCCACGGCAGUCUGACCAACAUCAGCCGGCACGACUCCCUCAAGAAAAUUGACAGCCCUCCUAUUAGAAGGUCCACAUCAUCGGGGCAAUACACAGGCUUCAAUGACCACAAGCCACUGGACCCAGAGACAAUCGCUCAGGAUAUUGAAGAGACGAUGAAUACUGCUUUGAACGAACUUCGAGAACUGGAGAGACAGAGUACAGCAAAGCAUGCCCCCGAUGUAGUUCUGGACACCUUAGAACAAGUAAAAAACUCUCCCACGCCAGCCACUUCCACAGAAUCUCUCAGCCCUUUACACAACGUUGCCCUCAGGAGCUCAGAGCCUCAGAUUCGACGAAGCACUAGCUCCUCCAGUGAUACAAUGAGUACUUUCAAGCCUAUGGUGGCACCGAGAAUGGGUGUGCAGCUGAAGCCUCCAGCCCUACGUCCAAAACCUGCUGUUCUUCCAAAAACAAACCCUACCAUAGGACCUGCACCUCCUUCCCAGGGUCCUACAGACAAGUCUUGCACAAUGUAAAAACCAACUGAGCAAGGUCAUUUGGGGAGGUGAUUAAAAAAAGAAAAUGGAUUCGUGACAAAAGUCAGCAGACCAUAACUUUCCUUAGUUUUGUGCUUAUAACUGGAGAUCUUCUGGCUUUUCUAUGUUCUUGAAUGUAAUGUCUGAAACUAGCUAAAUUUAACAUGGGCAUUUGUAUUUUGUAAUUUCUUUUUUUUUUUAGUAACUGGACGUAUGUCAUUUUAAAGACAAUAGAAACACUUAGACUUACUUGAAAAUUCAAUGCUGCACCAUUUGUAAUGAAGGCAACACCACUUUGCUCUCCAUAUUAUGCAGUGCUUCAGGUUUAGUGUAGCCUGGGUGAGUCAGAAACGUCUGGAUCCAAAGGCACAAGAAUCUGAUUUCCAGGCUUUGGAGUAUAACCAGUAUUUGUCUGUGGUACUCGGGGUAAUGGCUGAAAAGUGACAGUGGCAUUAUUUGGUAGCUGACAGUUAACACCUCUGACUCCAUAUAGGGGACAGGGUUCAGCUCAUGCGAAUAAAGACUUGCAGUUGUCACAGUGGGACCUUCAGCCCACGGCCUGAAUGAGUCGGAUGAUUGCCUCUUUCAUAACAAGUCAUUUCCCUGGGUCCAGGUUAAAGACUCAGCGGAAGGGGGUGGAAAUUCUGCAGUUAUUGCUUGAACUGAACCUGGGAAAAGGAGAGAAAGAGAGAGUCCUCCUGAGAUAUCCAUGUGACUCCUUCCAUGAGCCUGAUCGGGCCCCAAGUCCAUCCUGUGCAUUCGCAAAGGACUAGAACAUUCUCACUUUAAAGACUUUCUGGGUACACUACUCCACAAACUCCUUCCAAGAUCUGUUGUUCAAUAACUGCCUAGAAAAUAUUUCCAACUCCACCAAAUCCCUAUGUUCUCCUCUGUGGAAAUGGAGAAAGCAAACAGCACACAAGUCCUUGGUUCACUCAACCUUCUCUUCUCCUGACGAAAUGACCUUGGUUUCUUUAAACACGUACAGAGGCGUAAUGAUCCUAAAUUGAAUCCCCAGCUUUCCUCUCCUUUUGACUCUUUGAGCCAACCUAGAACUGGUACCAGAGUAAGAGCCGUGCCGGCCACGGCGGGAGGAUGACGUCAUGGUUCCAGGAUGACUUCCUCCCAAUUUUGCACCCUAGAGCCAUGACUCUUUUCUUUUUUUCAUGUGGUCUCUAUAUAACUCACAUAGUCACAUGAGCUAUUAGGAGCCCUCUUUCUCUGACAUCCUAGCGCAUAGACAAUUUUUAGUUAGCCCAUAUUUAUGCUAUAUUACCCUCUAUCUUAAAAAGGUUGUUUUGAAUUUAUGUUUUUUUUUUUUUGAGGUACAAAUCACCAUUCUCCCACCAGCAGCAACUUAUAUCAGCUGUAAAUCUAUGAGCAUUUUAUCAACUCUAUCAUUGAACUUACUGAGGAAGAGACCUUUUUUUUUUUUCUUUAAAAAUAAUAGAUGGCCACAACUAACCUCUCUGGACCACCAUUGAUUUCCUUCUAGGUUUAAUUUCAAACUGGUAGCCAACAGCAUGCCCAUCUAAGAAUUACAUAGCAUGGACUUUAUCAGCCCAUUGGUGAAUGCAUCAUGCAGGAAAGAAUGAGGAUCUGUACUAAAAUCAAGGUCAUGAGAAGAUCAUGACUUUGAUCUCUACCUCAGUUUGCCAAUCUAAACAUUCUGAUGCAGACAGAUCAAAUAGAGAUAUUGUCAUGUUA